Rhinocladiella mackenziei CBS 650.93 is the source of this 822-nucleotide messenger RNA. RefSeq lists its product as uncharacterized. Lineage: Eukaryota; Fungi; Ascomycota; Eurotiomycetes; Chaetothyriales; Herpotrichiellaceae. The transcript has 4 exons. The coding region runs from base 1 to 822 and encodes 273 amino acids. Gene Ontology annotation, cellular component: cytoplasm. Gene Ontology annotation, molecular function: oxidoreductase activity, acting on the CH-OH group of donors, NAD or NADP as acceptor. The record is from RefSeq and is a predicted model, not a curated record.
AUGGCCGUUGGCAAGAAAAGCGUUGUGGUGACCGGCGGCGCUUCUGGGAUCGGUCUAGGUAUUACUCGAUCAUUUGCAGGACAGGGAGCACACGUAUCCAUACUGGACGUCAACAACGAGGGAGCAAGUAUUGUACAGGCAUUAUCGACCGAAUUUCCUGCGGCGAGCUUUUCGUUCAAGAAAGCCGAUAUUUCGAAAUGGGAUGAACUGGCGGCUAUGUUCGAGCAGAUUUAUCAAGAACAAGGUCGAAUUGACGUGGUCAUGGCCAACGCUGGCAUUUCGAGGGAAGGCAAACUCAUCAUGGACGAGGAGAAGCCGUCCGAACCGAUCCUGCGUACCCUGAACGUGAACUUGACGGGGACGAUAUACACGGUCAAAUUGGGUAUCCAUUACGUUAAGAAAAACGCGGCAACGGGUGAUGCCGCAACUGCUUCCAAAGGCACAAUCAUCUGUACCGCGUCGAAUGCCGGUCUGUACCCUUUCCCUGUGGCACCAAUUUAUGCCGCCUCCAAAUUUGGUGUCGUUGGACUCGUCAGAUCGCUCGCCCGGCCACUGGCACAGGAAGGAAUUCAGAUCAACGCUUUGGCACCGGCUGUGCUAGAAACCAAUAUUGCCCCAAGUAAAGACCUAUUCAAACCGAUGAUACUCACGCCGAUGUCGACGCUCACAAGAGGAGUCCAACAGCUGGUGUCUAAUCCCUCUCUGACCGGACAAAUUGCUGAGAUUCAUGGUGAAAAUGUAACGUUAAGUCAACCACCGCCAUAUGUUGAUGAAGACACUGGCAAAAACAUCGAGACCUUCUGGACCUUGGGGUAUGCGUAA